AUGGCCCUGGGCAUCUUAGACAAUGAUGACUCGAUUCUGACAUGCAUGAGCACAUGGAUCAUGCUCAUUUUAGGCAUUUCCACCAAUAUUUUAGCUCUACAUCUAGCCGUCAAACACUCACAUCAUAAUAUCGGCAAAUAUCGCUAUAUUUUGUACUGUUUCCUCGUUCACAACAUGAUCUUCACCCUGGUCAAUGCUUUAGCUGAUUGGGCAAGUGAACUGAAC
Mesorhabditis belari is the source of this 225-nucleotide messenger RNA. Lineage: Eukaryota; Metazoa; Nematoda; Chromadorea; Rhabditida; Rhabditidae. The record is from the annotation of a GenBank genome assembly.